CCUCAACUCACCCGCCGAAGAAACCCAGCAAGAACUAAUCCUCCAAUCCUUCAACCCUCCCACCCCAACAAGCACACACCACCUAGCAAUCCCAAUGCGCCUCCCCCGACACCUCCCGACCUCACUCCUACGACCAGCCAUCCCAACAGCUCGUCCCCUCCCCCCGCAAUGCCACCUCCUCACCCAUAACCCGAUUAUCCGGCCGGCGCUGGCCAGCCUCUCCCCGCCGCCCCAACAACCCCCAACAAUCCGCGCCUUCAGCACCACCUCCCCCAAACCCACCGCCUCCCCCUUCCGCCUAACCAGCACUCCAAACCCUAAGAACCCUCCUCCGACCGCGACCGACGCAUCCCCCGCCGCACCCGAACCCAACCACGAUGACCCCAACGCAAACGCCUACGCCAGCCCCUACAAGCCCAAGCGCCAAUGGCCCCCGGACAUGUCGAAGCUCUCGCCGAAGCACCAGUUCCGGCUCGAGCGCAAGUACCGGCGGCGCGCGGCGCUGAAGUACGCCCGGCCCAAGUGGACCAAGUUCACGAAGUUGGUGCAGUGGUUCAGUAUUGGGUUUGUUCUCGUUUAUGCCAUGUUGUUUAUGGAGUGGGAUGAGAAGGGGAGUCCGUUUGAUGAGAUUCGGAAGGCGGUCUUUGGAGGGUUGAAGGAGGCGUUUUCCACACCUGCGCCGCCAAGGCCCGUGAGGGAGGCCGCCGCCGAGAAAGAUCGAGAGUAGGUGGUUCUACCAGUUAUGGCUACUAUGCGUCGGUUGGUAUACAUAGAGCAAGGAUAGAACAGACUCCAAGAUGGAUGGAGAACAAGGCCUAGGACCCGCAUACUGUAUAUUACCUUGUCCAUGUACAAGAAAGAUAGAAUAAUGACAUCCAAG
Aspergillus japonicus CBS 114.51 is the source of this 880-nucleotide messenger RNA. RefSeq lists its product as uncharacterized. Bases 95 to 727 code for a protein of 210 amino acids. The transcript is spliced from 4 exons. NCBI's taxonomy places the organism in Eukaryota, Fungi, Ascomycota, Eurotiomycetes, Eurotiales, Aspergillaceae. The record is from RefSeq and is a predicted model, not a curated record.